Eutrema salsugineum is the source of this 1053-nucleotide messenger RNA. RefSeq lists its product as uncharacterized. Gene Ontology annotation, molecular function: protein binding. Lineage: Eukaryota; Viridiplantae; Streptophyta; Magnoliopsida; Brassicales; Brassicaceae. The record is from RefSeq and is a predicted model, not a curated record. The coding region runs from base 1 to 1053 and encodes 350 amino acids. The transcript has 3 exons.
AUGGGCAGAGCAGCGAGAUGGUUUAACGGAUUAUUUAGCACGAAGAAGAGCAGAGAAAGAAUGAGUCGCGUUUCCGGCAAUGAUUCUGACAAAGGCGGUGAAGGUACCGGUUACUGCAAUCUCCCGGCAGAUCCUUUUCGGUUGAGAACUUUUCUGACGGGUAAAGAGAAGGAUCAGAACAAGCACGCAAUUGCGGUUGCAACCGCUACUGCUACAGCCGCUGAAGCAGCGGUUUCGGCGGCUAAAGCGGCUGCGACAGUGGUUAGACUGACUGGUGAAGGAAGACCGGGAGUUAUCAACACGCGGGAAGAACGGUUGGCGGCGGUGAAAAUUCAGAAAGUCUUCAGGGGCUCUUUGGCGAGGAAAGCGUUAAGAGGUUUGAAAGGUAUAGUGAAGCUACAAGCUCUAGUGAGAGGAUACUUGGUAAGGAAACGCGCUGCUGCGAUGCUGCAAAAGAUACAAGCUUUGAUCAGAGUCCAAACCACGAUGCGAUCCAGACGCGUCAACCGCUGCCUCAACAAAGAGUACAAAAUGGUCCAACCUCGAGAUUCUUUUGAUAAGUUCGAUGAAGCGAUGUACGAUGCGAGACGUCCAAAGAUUGUAGAGAUGGACGACAGAUACAAAAGGAGAUCGAAAUUUAAGGAAGUGCACAAUGUUGUUGCAAUGUCUGAAUAUGGAAACGAUUUUGUUUACAAAGGGAAUGAUUUGGAGUUGAGUUUCUUGGAGGAGAAAUGGAAGUUUGCGACUGCGCAUAACACACCGAGAUUGUCGUCUUCGUCGCACCAUCACGCAGGUAAUAAUCGCUACAAUGUUACUAAGAGUGUUUGUGGAAACGCUUUGUGUGAGUAUGGAAUGAGUACUCCUGGCUACAUGGAGGAAACGCAGUCGUUUAAGGCGAAUUUGCGUUCGCAUAGCGCACCGCGUCAACGAUCUGAGAGGAAACGGUUGUCUCUAGAUGACGUUAUCGCGUUUAGGAGUAGCGUUAGCGACGAGAGAUUGCUGCAACAGCAACUGCAACUGCAACGCUAUUCUUGUUCCUAUGACCCGCGCUGA